Messenger RNA from Cicer arietinum (chickpea), 3199 nucleotides. RefSeq names its product YTH domain-containing protein ECT2-like. Gene Ontology annotation, cellular component: cytoplasm. Gene Ontology annotation, biological process: mRNA destabilization. Lineage: Eukaryota; Viridiplantae; Streptophyta; Magnoliopsida; Fabales; Fabaceae. Gene Ontology annotation, molecular function: mRNA binding. The record is from RefSeq and is a predicted model, not a curated record.
GUAUCUUAAAUAGUGACAGAAUCUCUCUCUCUCUCUCUAUACUCCACUCGUCUCUGGUUUACCAAAUGCUUCACCGUUUCCGUUAAUGGUUUAGGGUUUCGUAAUUCGCAUCACAAGAUGCAAUUAGCACUCUUCAAUUCCAAUUCUCCUUUGCAAAAUAUGAAUUGAUUCAACAUCUUCUUCUUCUUUUUUGUGGUGGCAGUUGUGAUAUGGAAAUGUAUGAUGCUUCCGAAACUAGGAACCUGGAUGCUUACUGGAUUGAAGGUGCUGAUUUAAAUUCACACUUCACAAGCCCAAACUUUGAACAAACUGGAGCAAUGGUUAAUGAAGGAGCCCCUGAGUUUGUUGACCAGAGCAUGUAUUACCCUGCUGCCACCAAUUAUGGGUAUUACUGUACAGGAUUUGAAUCACCCGGGGAAUGGGAGGACCAGCAAAGAAUUUUUGGUACAGAUGGCCCUGCUGUUCAGUACACGGGUGUACAAAAUGAAAAUUUUCCAUAUGUAUAUUAUAGCUAUGGAUAUUCACAGUCUCCAUACAAUCCAUAUAAUCCGUACAUACCUGGUGCUGUGAUAGGAGUUGAUGGCUCAUUUGGCGGAGGACAACAUUAUUACACCCUCCCCAAUUAUCAAAAUCAUGUUUCUUCACCUGCUUAUGUUCCCGUUGUUCAACAAGGCAAUUUUCCUGAUAGUUCUGCCGACUCGUUGUUUGGAACCAGAUCUUCUGUCAGUAGACCUGAUGGAAGAGGUUUGAAACAUAAGUUCAAUUCAGCUUCUGGUAACUUUUCUAGGAACUCGUCAAAACUUUUAGCAAAUCAGACAAGUUCCUUGGCCAGGGUAUCAGAAGGGCUGAGAGCUAAUGAUGGGAGGAAACAGGAUUUGACCCAUGCAAGUGUUUCUGGGAGUAGGUUUCUCAACUUAGCUUCAUCAGCUGUUCAUCAGGGUAGAAGUUCUGAUGGCUCAGUGCAACCUGUAGAUACUAUUUCUAAUGGGAAUGUUAUUUCUCAUCCUAAUCAAUUGAAUAAUAAUCAAUUGAAAGUAGCUUCUUCAAGAAGUGGAUUUUCUGAAUUUGCAUCAAAUGCUAAUGGGCAGUCUGCAGUUGCUAAACUUAGGCCGAAGGCUGACAUUAGCAAAGUUUCGAGUGAUGGAAAUGGAAGCUCUGAAGUAUUGGGAGAGCAAAAUCGAGGCCCUAGGACUAGUAGAUCAAAACAUCAGCUGUCCGUGAAAGCUUAUACAACCAAGGUAGGAGGUGGUAACGAGGAAGGGAACAUCAUCAUUUAUACCGAUCAAUACAACAAAGAGGAUUUCCCUCUUGACUAUGAUAAUGCAAAGUUUUUUGUUAUAAAAUCAUACAGCGAGGAUGAUGUGCACAAAAGCAUCAAAUACAAUGUGUGGUCUUCUACACCUCAUGGAAACAAGAAGCUGGAAAAUGCUUAUGAGGAUUCAAAGAAAGUAUCAGCUGAAAAACCCGGAGUCUGUCCUAUCUUCCUAUUUUUUUCUGUUAAUGCCAGUGGUCAAUUCUGCGGAGUUGCAGAGAUGAUUGGUUCAGUUGAUUUUAAUCAGGAUAUGGAUUUUUGGCAGCAAGAUAAAUGGAGUGGGAGCUUUCCUGUAAAGUGGCACAUGAUAAAAGAUGUACCAAAUGGAAAUUUUAGGCACAUUAUACUAGAGAACAAUGAAAACAAGCCAGUAACUAAUAGCAGAGAUACACAAGAGAUAACGUAUCGCAAAGGAUUGGAAAUGCUGAAAAUAUUCAAAAGUCAUACCUUGAAGACAUCUUUGCUUGAUGACUUUAUGUAUUAUGAACAUCGUCAGAAGAUCAUGCAGGAUGAGAAAGCCAAGCUCCUCAUCAGAAGUUUUGAAAGUCCAGUAUUCAUACCAUUUCCAGCACUGGAAGAUCCUCAUAAGUUGAAUUUUGUUGUUGGCAAACCACCCAACAAAUAUGAGAAGAAUUUGAAGUUCAAGGAUGAUUCUGAUAGCUUAAAACAGAUACCAAUUUCGAGCCCUGCACAGAACUUCAAUAGUUCUGAUGUCCCUAACAUCAAGUAUGUAAAUGAGCAAGCUGAGAAAAUUGCAGUUGAUGAAGAAGAUAUUUCCUCUAUCUUAAAGAUCGGUUCAGUCACUAUUACUCCUAAGCAGGUUGAGACAAAACAAUCUGGCAUUGGUAACAGAGAACCAAUUGAUGUUCUUACAGUAGGCUCAAUGCCAGUCAAAGUUAAUGGGUUAUCUGGUUCUUCUGGUUUCUUGAAAGUUGGCAGUAUACAACUUGACCCAAAAGUAUUACAACAGUAAAAAGGAUACACUCCUGCUAAAAGGAGACAACUUUUCUGUAUGCUUUUUGAUUCGUUGGAUGGUUCAGUCAAGUUGGAUCAAUGCCUGUUGAUUGUAUCAUGCAGCAGGGAAGCUGUUUCUUUUUUUAAUCAGAUUAUGUGGCUAAUGCUUUUGAUACAAGGCCCUUCCUAUUGUCAUCGGUUUUCACAGCGGUGUUGAUUGUGUUUUCUCCAAAAAUUAUUGUCUUUGCUUUUGCAUACAUACUUGGGUUUGUUUUCUUCUGUAUGCUUUUUGAUUCGUUGGAUGGUUCAGUCAAGUUGGAUCAAUGCCUGUUGAUUGUAUCAUGCAGCAGGGAAGCUGUUUCUUUUUUUAAUCAGAUUAUGUGGCUAAUGCUUUUGAUACAAGGCCCUUCCUAUUGUCAUCGGUUUUCACAGCGGUGUUGAUUGUGUUUUCUCCAAAAAUUAUUGUCUUUGCUUUUGCAUACAUACUUGGGUUUGUUUUCUUCUGUAUGCUUUUUGAUUCGUUGGAUGGUUCAGUCAAGUUGGAUCAAUGCCUGUUGAUUGUAUCAUGCAGCAGGGAAGCUGUUUCUUUUUUUAAUCAGAUUAUGUGGCUAAUGCUUUUGAUACAAGGCCCUUCCUAUUGUCAUCGGUUUUCACAGCGGUGUUGAUUGUGUUUUCUCCAAAAAUUAUUGUCUUUGCUUUUGCAUACAUACUUGGGUUUGUUUUCUUUAAUGCAAAUUUCAUCCAAUCUUUGUUGAGAAGCAUGCGAAAGCUUCUCACCAGUUUCAUUUUAUGCAAUUGUUAUAUUUUGACAAGAUCUUGUUGUGUUAAGAAUGUAUGUAUUCCAUUUCGAUUCUGAUUGGGUUCUGAAGGUGACAAAAUGUAGUGUAUGACUGAAUGACCUUGUUUUUGCUAAUAGUAAAUUCUUUUGGUUUA